UUCUCAAAAAAAAAAAAAAAAAGAAAAAAAAGAAAAAAGAAAAAAAACAUACAAAUAAAAAAGCCAAAUGUUCUUCUCUCGCAUUUUCACCUCCCACUGCCAAAAACCCUAACUUUAUUUCGCUCUCUCUCUCUCUCUCUCUUCGUUGUCUCACUGCAGAAUAAAUAAAUAAAUAAAUAAAUAGAACUAACAACUUUGAUCACUCAUUCCUCCUACUUUUUUUUUCCUUUCCAUUUCGGCUUAAUAUGUAUCAUCUCUGUCAGAAUUCAUCAUCAUCUUCAUCAUCAUCAUCGUAUCCCUUUAAUCUCUCUCUAUAAGCUUAUUGCAUUUCUAUACAUUUUCCUCUUCCUAUCUGAUCUUGCCUCUGUUUCUCUUUCUCUUUCUUUUUCACUGAUAGAAAUAAUAAAAAAACUUGGUUGGAUUUUAUGCUCAGUAGUUUUUCUUGAUUUCCAAUAAAUAAAUAAAGUUCAGGUCUUUCUGGUUUCUGGGUUUUUUAGCAUCUAUACAUGGCUGCGGUUGCUGAGAUUACCAGUGAGGCUGCAGUGGCUUCCAACAACAACACCACCGCCGCCAACAAAAAUGAUAACAACAAUAAUUUGGACUCAGAAACAAAGCCAACAUCAGAAUCUGAAUUCACUGUCCAAAAGCUUGUGGAUAUGUUCACCAAGUUGAAUCCCUUGGCUAAGGAGUUCUUCCCAUCUUCUUAUAGUAAAAAUAAUCCAAACGAACUUCAUUUCAACAAUUUUGCAGUCCCUGUUAAGCAAUCGGCCAAUGACAACUUCCCUAAAAGGAAAAGAAAUAACUUUAACCAGGGGAGGAGGAAGUUGAAUGGGAGAGCUUAUAGAGCCCAACAAGAAGACAGUAUUAGACGAACAGUAUAUGUUUCUGACAUUGAUCAACAUGUAACUGAAGAGCGGCUUGCUGGCUUAUUUAGUGGUUGUGGACAAGUUGUUGAUUGCCGGGUUUGUGGUGAUCCGCAUUCAGUUCUUCGUUUUGCAUUUGUGGAGUUUGCUGAUGAGCAAGGAGCAAGAGCAGCUUUAAACCUCGGUGGGACAAUGCUAGGAUACUAUCCAGUCAGAGUGCUACCUUCAAAAACUGCUAUCCUUCCAGUGAAUCCUACAUUCCUCCCUAGGUCUGAAGAUGAACGGGAGAUGUGCACUAGGACAGUCUAUUGUACCAACAUCGAUAAAAAGGUUUCUCAAGUUGAAGUCAAGAAUUUCUUUGAAUCAAUAUGUGGUGAGGUUACUCGCUUGAGACUUUUAGGGGAUCACGUGCAUUCAACUCGUAUAGCAUUUGUUGAAUUUGCUAUGGCAGAAAGUGCCAUCGUUGCACUGAAUUGCAGUGGGAUGGCCCUGGGAUCCCAGCCUGUCAGGGUAAGUCCUUCAAAGACUCCCGUGAGGCCGCGAGUUACUCGCCCAGCAAUGCAUUAACUAAUCACCAGAGUCUAAGACCCUUGGAUAGAAUUCAGUUAUUUCCUAGUUGAGAGGAACUCUGUUGUGCUGAAGGGAUGGUGAAACUUUCUCUUGUUUCAGUGUUUCCAUCUUUUCCAUCGCAACCGAACUUUUAAUGCGACUGAAACAUAUUGUUGCCUGCUUCAAAUUGAAGUUUUCACAAGACUGUCUCAGUCUCCAAGGACCCUUUACCUUAGUUCCAUCCCUUUGUUUAAACCA
Populus nigra (black poplar) is the source of this 1670-nucleotide messenger RNA. Its product is annotated as polyadenylate-binding protein-interacting protein 9-like. Gene Ontology annotation, molecular function: RNA binding. The record is from RefSeq and is a predicted model, not a curated record. Bases 507 to 1430 code for a protein of 307 amino acids. NCBI's taxonomy places the organism in Eukaryota, Viridiplantae, Streptophyta, Magnoliopsida, Malpighiales, Salicaceae. The transcript is spliced from 10 exons.